AAGAAUAUUUACAAUAUAAAAAAGAUGAAACAAACCAUCAAAUGAUAACCAAUAAAGAAAUUAUAGAAAUGAUGAAAGAACCUGAAGAAUCAAAUAUCAAAGAGCCAGAAAUUCCGAUUAUCAGUAAUUAUAAAGUAUUAAUAGCACUCAAUCAAGUAAUCGCAUAUAUGAAACAAAAAUCUGAUAAAAUGGAUUUUUCAAAAGAUCAAAUUCGAGUCUUAAAAAAAAUGCGUAAAGUAGUAGAAUGA
This is a messenger RNA of Funneliformis caledonium, 248 nucleotides long. The record is from the annotation of a GenBank genome assembly. Lineage: Eukaryota; Fungi; Glomeromycota; Glomeromycetes; Glomerales; Glomeraceae.